This is a messenger RNA of Lates calcarifer (barramundi perch), 2610 nucleotides long. It is a transcript of the gene spint2, whose product is annotated as serine peptidase inhibitor, Kunitz type, 2. Lineage: Eukaryota; Metazoa; Chordata; Actinopteri; Centropomidae. The transcript is spliced from 12 exons. Gene Ontology annotation, molecular function: serine-type endopeptidase inhibitor activity. The record is from RefSeq and is a predicted model, not a curated record. The coding region runs from base 1 to 1404 and encodes 467 amino acids.
AUGUGUGUUUUAUCUCAGGGACUGCGCGGUGGUGACGCAGCAAGGGGGCGGGGCCGCGGUGACCUCACCUGUGGCUCAGCCCGUCCUCCCGGGGAAGCAGGGAUCGAGUUCCUGGGCCGGCUUGAAGACACCGGUCCGGAGACCUGCCGGGAGGCGUGCUGCGACGAGCCGGACUGCGACCUGGCCCUGUCGGCUCAGCCGGCGGACGGAAGACCACAGUGCCUGCUGGUCAGCUGCACGAGCCAGAACCAUGCCGGGGACGCAUGCGUCCUCCAGCCCAACUCUCAGUCCCAGGUGUACCGGAAGAAGGCGAAGAAGGUGGUCCGCAGAGAGGCGGGGGAGGACGGAGAGAGACCGCACGUCGAACCGCUGCUGGACUCCGUGGAACCCAGGACCAACGAGACCAACAACAUUCGCUGUCGGCUGCCGAUGAAGGUGGGCUCGUGUCGGGCGGCGUUCCCCAAGUUUUACUACAAUGUGACCAAUCAGAGCUGUCACAGCUUCACCUACGGCGGCUGUGAAGCCAACGGCAACAACUUCGAGUCUCAGGAGGAGUGUGAGGCGGCCUGCAGCGGAGUCACAGGUUCAGUUCUUCCUGAUGACUCCACUCCUGCUCCUCCUGAACCUCCUGCCAAAGCUCCUCGCAUGGCUCCGUCCUUCGACACAGGUCUGUCUGAAGAUGCUGAAGGUCCAGUUGAGUCUGAACCUGCUACUACAGAGUCUGUUCGUGAGCGCACAGAAAUGUCUGCUAAAGAAUACGCCGAGUACUGUGAGGUCAAACCUGAAGUGGGUCCCUGCAGGGCAGCGUUUCAGCACUGGUACUACAACAGUCAGACAGGUGACUGUCAGUCUUUCAUCUACGGAGGCUGCAAAGGAAACAAGAACAACUAUGUCAACAAGGAGAGCUGCAUGGCUACCUGUACAGUGUCCGUGGUUCCAUCCUCUAAGAAGUCCUCGGGUAACAAUGGAUUGUCUCAAAGGUACAAAGAUGAGUGCAUGGCGACCCCUGACCCCGGUCCCUGCCGUGCCGCCUUCCCCAGGUUCUACUACGACUUCGACACCGGCACCUGUCAGGCGUUUAUGUACGGUGGUUGCCGUGGAAACAAGAACAGUUAUGGCACCGAGGAGGAGUGUUUGAACAGCUGCAGCAUUAAAGAUGGUCCCUUUGAUAAGCACGGUAGAAGUCGUAACCAUUGGACUGCAGCCUUCUUCCUCUUCAUCACUCUGGCAGCCAUCUCGGCUCUGCUGCUGGUGACACUCGUCGUCAUCUCUGUGAGACGUCACCGCCUUACCCGCCGUCCCUCCUCCAUCAGUGAUAAGGAGGAGCUGCUCACAGAUCCAGAUGAGCAGUCCUCUGUGGAGUCUCUGUCCGUCCCAGAGAGUCCUAAACCCAACAAGGCCUGAGGAGAGACCUGGAUCCACUGGGGACCAGCAUCAGACGAGGAUUUCUGCUUUAACUGCCUGAGCUGAUGACAGCUAAUCAAUAAUCAACAUAAAACCUUUCUAACUUGUGACAUUAGUUUUUCUUGUCCUUUACUCAGCAGGUGGAUUUUAUCUCCAGAACAAACCUGAUCUGUUCAGGUUCAUUGCUGAGCGUCAGAGCUAAGCUAAGCUAGCUGUUUCCCCCUGUUCCCAGUCUUUAUGCUAAGCUAAGCUAAUCACCUGACCUCUGUCAGUCUGAACAAAGACUGGAGGAAGACUUCCCAAUCAGAAUAAGAGCCCCUGAUGUGUGCAAUGAUUCAGGAACAGGAUGAUCUUUUAAUUUCUGUAGUUUCAGGUUUGAUUUCUUGUUUACUGACGUCUGAAACAUAAACAAACAAAUAAUAAAACAAUUAAUCAUCACUGAGUUCAUAAAGAAGAUUUUAAAUGGUCAUGUAAAAUUAUUUAUGAAGGAAAUCCUCUAAAGUCUCAUUCUAAACAUUUAUCACUGAAUAUUUUUGUACUAAAUCAAGAACAUGAAGGCGUCGCUCUGACCUCUGUGAUUGUACUUUGAUUCUUUUAAUAUUUUACAGUUAAACAGUUAUAUCAACAUUAAUCAACACAUGAAUCAAAUUUCUAAAACGUUUCGUUAACUUUUCAGUAGAAUAAAAAAAUCAUCAGGUGUUUGAAAGUUUUACUGAUCUGCAGCCUACGUUUCCCAUAAUGCACCUAGACAGAUCUGAUUAGUCGCCCUCUGCAGGCGACUGAUUAAACUGCAUUAACUGCUCAGUCAUUUACUGUACUGAUCUGUGUGUAUAUUAUCGAUUAUUGACAGGAAUAAUUUUAAACCAGAUGAUUUAGUUUAAUGUAUCUACACUCACAUCUUUUAUUUUGAAAUUUACAUCCAGAAAAGUUGAGUUCAUUGAGAGUUCAUUGACUUUGUUAUGAGGCAGUAAAAUAAUAAGUGUGAAAACAUCUUCAGUUACUUUACAAAAACACAAACAGGACAAAAACAUUUUAAACUGAAGUUAAAAGUUUUAUUGUUGUUUUUCUGUGAAGGAAACGUUUUUACAGACCGAGGAAGUUUUUAAUGUUCAGAGAGUUUAAUCUGUAGAUUUACUGCUGGUUUUAAAUGUGACCUGUUAACUCUGUACUCAACUAUACCAAGAAAUAAAACUCUUUUAACACAAA